AUGUGGGGCCAACAUCUCCUUGCAGCAUUCCUGCUGCUCGGCAACGCUGCGUUCUGCGCAGCGAAGCAGCCAGCGCACGCCAGUCGCUUUAGCGAUCCAGUUAGCGAAACUGCGUUGUCUCACGCCCCCAAAGCCAACGAACCCCCAGUGAACAAUUUAUCAAUGGGAAAUCCAGAAGCUCAACUUGUUGCGCUCGUCAGCGCUGCCACUGGUGCAAUCGAAGAUGAUGAGGCAGGCGCCGUGAUUUCUCUAGAGGUCACGGCCUCCCAAAUAAAGGGCGCUCUAGCAGCAGCUCAGAAGGAGGAAGCUGGAGAAGCCUCUCCCUCAGGCGCCUCCUCAUCCGCCAUCCGAGGGCGCAAGAUGAUGCUCUUCGGUGUGGUGUUGCUGAUAGUCGGUAUCACCUUGUCUAUGGCAGCUUCACGUCCCCGCCCUCUGGCUCGCACACAGACUUCAUCUAUGGAGGAAACGCUGCAGACCACAUUGGAUUUGAUGGACAAGCUGGGGGUUAAGUCUGCAUCGAAGUUGGCCGUCGGUUGCAUCAUCGCAGGUUUGGUGGAGUGGUUCCGCAGCAUUUACGGUAACCAAAACAACGCCUCACAGUCAGGAGAGGGAACGAAACCCGCAUUAAAAGGCCGUCUACUAGCGGUGCUCGGUGUUGCAGCACUCGUGGCAUCUCUCGCAUUCGCAGGGAUAGACUUCUCAACUCUGGAUGUAAGCGAACUGAUAAAGGUAAUUCUAGAGUUCAUCUCCAAGGCACACAUCGGGCUUUUCAUGGCAGGAGGUGUGGCAUUUCUGAAGAGCGCCUACGAGGUACUGGAGCACUACAAGAAGCUGCAGCAACAGCAGCAGCAGCAGCAGCAGGGUGACGGUGUCCAGCCACUUCCAGAGAGCCAACCCGGAUCAGGUGUAGAAGGAGAGGGUUCGAUUGCAGAAGGCAACGAUAACCAGGGAGAUAAUGGAGAUAAUAAACCAUCGGAUUCCCCUGCGGGAGAGUCUGGACCUGCAGAUGACUCUACUGGAGCAGCACAGGAUGAACCGGCAGCAGGUGCAGAAGGAGGAGAACAACAAGACACAUCCAACGCCACAGAGGAUGUCCCUGAUGCAGAGAGUGGAACCGCACCUCCAGCGGAGGAUGUAAACACCCCCGAAGAUUCCAAGGACCAAGAAGGAGGAGAACAAGCGGGGCCCGACCAGGGAGCCACAGAGGAGGUUCCUGAUGCAGGGAAUGAAGCCGCAGAUCCUGUCGAAGACGUUGCUGCCCCCGAGGAGAGCACGGAGCAAGAAGCAGGUGAACCAGUAAAACCCGAGGAGGACGAGGCUAAAGAGGAGAUUUCUGAUGCAGAGAGUGAACCAGAAAGCACUGGUGAAGAUGUUGCUGCCCCCGAGGAGGUCACGGACAAAGAACAGGAAGGCGAGCAAGUGAAUCCCGAUGAGGGUGUAGCCAAAGACGAGGUUUCAGACGCAGAGAGUGGCACGGAAGGGGCUUCUGACGAUGAAGCUGCCCCCGAAGAGGAAACUGACAAAGAACAAGAAGGGGAGCAAGUGAAACCAGAUGAGGGUGUGGCCAAAGACGAGGUUUCCGAUGCAGAAACUGGAGCUGAAAGUGCUCCUGAGGAUGCCGGUGCCACAGAAGGGGUCACGGAGCAAGAACCAGAGGCAGGGGAGCAAUGGAACGGAAGGAGCUGCUGA
Messenger RNA from Eimeria mitis, 1689 nucleotides. RefSeq names its product GL25064, related. The record is from RefSeq and is a predicted model, not a curated record. The transcript is spliced from 2 exons. Bases 1 to 1689 code for a protein of 562 amino acids. Lineage: Eukaryota; Apicomplexa; Conoidasida; Eucoccidiorida; Eimeriidae.